Gekko japonicus is the source of this 1287-nucleotide messenger RNA. It is a transcript of the gene TSKS, whose product is annotated as testis-specific serine kinase substrate. The transcript is spliced from 10 exons. The record is from RefSeq and is a predicted model, not a curated record. Bases 1 to 1260 code for a protein of 419 amino acids. Lineage: Eukaryota; Metazoa; Chordata; Lepidosauria; Squamata; Gekkonidae. Gene Ontology annotation, cellular component: centriole. Gene Ontology annotation, molecular function: protein kinase binding.
AUGGCCAACAUUGUGGUGAAGACCAUCUGGCAGUCCAAGGAGAUCAACGAAGCUGGUGACACCCCGACGGGAGUGGAGAGUCGGGCUCAGAGCAGCAAGGAGCAGCUGGGGAAGUCUGGCAGCAUCAAGGCCUUCCCUAAAAAGAAGAAAGCCGUCUCUUUCCAUGGAGUUGAGUCUCACUUGACUAGCGAAAGCCCCAACCUCAAUUUGAAGCGUUCCUCUGCCUGCACCAACGUUUCACUCCUGAACCUGACUGAUGGGGAGCUUGAAGACUCCACCACCGAGAGCAAGCCCUCAGAUGAUGGGGGUUCCCCAGAGGGAGCAGCUGGGGAAAGAAAGGACCCCCUGCCCCCUGUCAAAGCAACAUGGUCUGAGGAUGACUAUGACACCCCCAUCCAACAGGAAGUGAGCAAUAGUGGCCUCUUGCGAGCCAAGGACUCCAUCACCAGCCUCAAGGAGAGGACGUCCAAGGUCAACCGCCAUGUUCAGAACCUGCAGAGUGAGUACACGGCACUGUACGAAAACCUGGAGCGGCGCAGGCAGGAAGCCGAAGACCUGGAGGAGUACUGCACUCAGCUGAAGGAAAGGUGCCGAAAAGUCACGAAAACUGUAGAGGAUGCUGAAGUUAAGACCAACUUGCUCAAGAAAAAUUCAGUGCUGCUGGAGGAGAAGCUAUGUUUCUUACAGCGGCAAGUACCAGCAGAAGACCUCAGCCUGCAAGUGAAACCACUCCUGGAAGAUGAGUCCCAUUACCUCUCUGCAUUCAAGACCCCAGACGCACUUGAAAAACACCCUGCCAGAUGUACCAGAUGUGCCAGCUAUAGCUUCGUGAACACUGAGAUGCUGCGGCAGAUGGUCGAGAAUGCGGUGGCCCCCAUCUUGGAGGAGCUGAAGCAGAGGACCCCAGUCUUGGGCACAUGCCCCAGCUGCCAACGUUUGCAGAAGAAGAUAAUGGAUCUGAAGCAGUCAGCCUUCGAUGCACAUACACGGGCAGAGGUUCUGAGUUCGAAUGUUCAUCUGACUCAGGAGGAAGCUUGGUGUGCUAAAGACAAUCUGGAGUGGCCAAGGAUCAAUCCAGAUAGGGACAAGGCCUCCGGCCUGGAUCACCUCCUCAGAAAGCUGGGCUCCCUCCGUUCACAACUGUCCCUGGUCUCCCAGGAGGGAGCGCCCCAACCGGAAGUCAUCUCCAUGGCAGCUGCUGCCGGGGCCCUCAUGAAGAAGAAUUCCUGCCCUGCGGAGUUAAAUCGUGACCCCCAAUAAUGAAUGAGAGUAAUAAUAAUAAUAAUA